AUGGCGGAGGGUGCCGGCGCCAAGGAGAAAGAGGGGGAGAAUGGCACCGGCGACGAGAGGGCAAACAAGAAGCAGCAGAAGAAGAAAGAAGACGGCGACGGUGGGAAGAAGAAAGAAGCGGCGCCCGUGGUGCUCGGGGUGGACCUGCACUGCGACGGCUGCGCCCGCAAGGUCGUCAAGGCCGUCAAGGCGGCGCAGGGUGUGGAGGGCGUUGCGGCGGACGUGGCCGCCGGCAUGGUGACGGUGAGCGGCAAGGCCGUCGACCCCUGGGACAUCAAGGACCGCGUCGAGGCCAGGACGCACAAGCCCGUCGCGUUCGUGUCCCCGCCCAACCCACCCAACCCCAAGAAGAAGAAGGACGGCGGCGACACCACCGCCGACGGCAAGAAGGGUCAGGCCGGCGACGGCAAUGGCGCCAAGGCCGCCGGCGAUGACAAGGGUCCGGAGUCGACGGUGGUGGUGAAGAUCGGGCUCCACUGCAACGGCUGCAUUGACCGGAUCAGGCGGACCGCGCACAAGAUCAAAGGCGUGAAGGAGGUGAAGGUGGACACGGCCAAGGAGCACGUGACGGUGCAGGGCACCAUGGACGCCAAGGCCCUCCCCGACCUGCUCCGGCGCAAGCUCCGGAGGGACGUCGACGUCGUGCCCCCGCCAGCGCCCAAGAACAAGGACGGCGGCGACAAGAAGAAGCAGCAGCAGAAGGACGGCGGCGAGGGGGCCGACAAGGUCGCCGGGGAGCAGCAGCAGCAGCAGGGACAAGGAGGCGGCGGUGGCAAGAAGAAGAACAAGAACAAGAACAGGCAGGAGGAGGGCGGGGAGGAGGCCGGCGGCGCUGCGGGGGUGGCGGAGCAGGCGUUCCCUAUGGCGAUGAUGUACGGCGGCGUGGGCGGCGGAGGAGGGGGAGUGGUAGCAGGGGGCUGGACGACGUCGUACCGGGUGGAGAUGCUGCACGCGCCGCAGCUGUUCAGCGACGAGAACCCCAACGCCUGCGCCGUCAUGUGA
This is a messenger RNA of Triticum turgidum subsp. durum (durum wheat), 1002 nucleotides long. The record is from the annotation of a GenBank genome assembly. NCBI's taxonomy places the organism in Eukaryota, Viridiplantae, Streptophyta, Magnoliopsida, Poales, Poaceae.